AUGCAAACUGAAGAUCAGCAGUAUGAAUAUUUAAAGUCCCAGCAGGUCAAGAAGGCCGACUCUGGAUCUUUCCAGGUCGUAUAUAUCCCAUUUGGCCUCAUUUUCUCUGGCUUAACAAUCCUUCUUUACCUUCUUAUCGGAGGCUGCACAAUUGAAGCUGAUAAGAUUUAUCUUGCUGUCUCAUACGGUAUUGGCGCCGUCCUCCUUACAAUUGCCUACAGUAACGUCGCCAAAUGGUGCCACGCUCAAAAGAAGAUGAACGGCUCCCCACUCUUCUUCUCCCUUGCCUACAACAACGCCUUCUUUGUCUUCCUUCUCAUUUUCUGCGCUACAGUCCUCUUCCCAGGCCUCAAGCCAGCUUAUGGACUCGUCCUCACACAGACCAUCGCUGUUGCUAUUCCAGCUUGGUUAUCUACCCUUCAGGUUUAA
Trichomonas vaginalis G3 is the source of this 429-nucleotide messenger RNA. Its product is annotated as translocon-associated protein TRAP, gamma subunit family. The record is from RefSeq and is a predicted model, not a curated record. Gene Ontology annotation, cellular component: endoplasmic reticulum. NCBI's taxonomy places the organism in Eukaryota, Parabasalia, Trichomonadida, Trichomonadidae. Bases 1 to 429 code for a protein of 142 amino acids. The transcript has a single exon.